ACGCCCGGCCGAGCCGCGACCUCCGCGGGGGCGUGAGCGAGAGUCGGCCCGGGCCCGCGGCGGCGGGGCGCGGGGCUGCCCUCGGGGGCCGGGCCAUGGCCGGGCGGAGCUGCAGCUGGGGCCUGGGCCACCUGAACGAGGACAACGCGCGCUUCCUACUGCUCGCCGCGCUCAUCGUGCUCUACCUGCUGGGCGGCGCCGCCGUCUUCUCGGCGCUGGAGCUGGCGCACGAGCGACAGGCCAGGCAGCGCUGGGAGGAGCGGCUGGCCAACUUCAGCCGCGGCCACAAUCUGAGCCGCGACGAGCUGCGCGGCUUCCUCCGCCACUACGAGGAGGCCACCAGGGCCGGCAUCCGAGUGGACAACGUCCGCCCGCGCUGGGACUUCACCGGCGCCUUCUACUUCGUGGGCACCGUCGUGUCCACCAUAGGGUUUGGGAUGACGACCCCAGCGACAGUAGGAGGAAAAAUCUUUCUGAUUUUUUAUGGCCUCGUUGGGUGUUCAAGCACCAUCUUGUUCUUCAACCUCUUCCUGGAGCGCCUCAUCACUGUCAUCGCCUACAUCAUGAAAUCGUGCCACCAGAGGCAGCUGCGGCGACGCGGGGCCCCGCCCCCGGACGGCCCGAAGGGCCCCGGGAAGUGCGAGGUGGACAGCCUGGCCGGCUGGAAGCCCUCGGUGUACUAUGUCAUGCUCAUCCUGUGCACGGCCUCGGUCCUCAUCUCCUGCUGCGCCUCUGCCAUGUACACCCCGGUCGAGGGCUGGAGCUACUUUGACUCGCUCUACUUCUGUUUUGUAGCUUUCAGCACCAUCGGCUUCGGGGACCUGGUCAGCAGCCAGAACGCCCAUUACGAGCGUCAAGGCCUCUACCGUUUCGCCAACUUCGUCUUCAUCCUCAUGGGCGUCUGCUGCAUCUACUCCUUGUUCAACGUCAUCUCCAUCCUUAUCAAACAGUCGGUGAACUGGAUCCUGCGGAAGAUGGACUGCGGGUGCUGCCCGCGGUGCGGAAGGAGGGUCCUGCGAUCGCGGCGCAACGCGGUGACGCCGGGCACGGUGCGCGCGCGCUGCGACGUCUCCAUGGAAACGGACGCGGGGGCGGAGAGCGAGGCGGACGCGCGCCGCCUGUCGGGGGAGAUGAUCUCCAUCAAGGACUUCUUGGCGGCCAACAAGGUGUCGCUGGCCAUCCUGCAGAAGCAGCUGUCGGAAACAGCCAAUGGCUGCCCGCAUCAGACCAGCCCGCUGACCCGGGACGACGAGUUCUCGGGGGGCGUGGGAGCCUUCGCAAUCAUGAACAACAGGUUGGCAGAGACGAGCGGGGACAGGUAGAGGCAGGAGUGGAUACUGGGCAGGGGUCUGGGGAGAGUGAGGGACGACGACGAGCCGUUCCCCAAGGCCCCUCUGGGCCGCAUCCUGGAGCCGGCACAAGCCCAGCUUGGGAGCUGUGAUCUUGGCUCCACACAACAGACACCUGCCAGUGCUGGGGAACCGAAGCCUCGAUGCCUUUCGCCUUCUCUUUAUUCUUUCAGUCUGAGUUACAGUCUUUAAAAAAACCAAUCACAAAAGCAGCCUGAGACGUUGCGUCGUUUCUUUACUUUUCUCGUUUUCAGAGUUUUAGCUCCCUGGGGGGAUAGAGUUUACUUAAGCCUUGACUCCCUACUGCUGUGUUCUGCGUUUGGAGAGGAAAGUCCUGAAGACCCUAACUUUUCCCUGGAAUCUGAAGGGAUGAAUUCAAAACGGGGAAAAGUACUUGGGGGCGUGUCCGGGCUUUCUUUCCGGCUGGGCUUCCUUCCUUCAGAGCGGGUUUGUCCGUGGUGCCGUGGUAGGGAAGAUUUCUGUUCUGCUCUUUAUACCUGCUUCUGUCUUGUUUUCCCUUUCUUUUUAUUUCUAGGAUCUUAAUGCCUGGCUAAGGUGUCUGUGGGACUUCAGUGUGAUAAGAAAACUAAAUUCAGCUUCAGGCCUUUAAACUGCAGCAAGGCGGUGAGGGAAGGGGUGGGGGAAAGACUCACUUUUGUAACCAGAGAACAUAGCUUAACAUUUUCUCUUUGAAUGGUCACGUAGACCAUCUCGUUUAUACCAGGGCUUGGGGCCCAUUGCAAAGAUAAGACUAUUUAUUAAAACUGAAAAAUUAAUAAAUCCUCGUUUUAU
Molecule: messenger RNA, 2141 nt
Organism: Nycticebus coucang (slow loris)
Lineage: Eukaryota; Metazoa; Chordata; Mammalia; Primates; Lorisidae
Gene: KCNK13
Product: potassium two pore domain channel subfamily K member 13
Exons: 2
Coding region: 96-1322 (408 amino acids)
Biological process (GO): potassium ion transmembrane transport; stabilization of membrane potential
Cellular component (GO): membrane
Molecular function (GO): potassium ion leak channel activity
Source: RefSeq, a predicted model, not a curated record